AUAUUUUGGUAUCUUUUUGAGGGUCAGACGCAAACAGUGAAAUUAAUAACAAAAAUCUGUAAAGUAAAUUUCAGCUGAACCGGGCCGCAGACAUGUCGCUUACUAUGCGAAUUUUCACAGCAUCGCGCAAUGGUCAGCGCAUGUUUGGCACCAAUGGCGCUCGCUUGUUCGCCGCCAACCGGACCGAACCCAAAGACAUUGUUGAAGUGGCCAAGGGCUAUGUUUAUGUGAACAACAAGGAACUGAGCAUGGAGAUGGAGGACAUCACCGACCGGGCGGCCACAACUAUGUUCUUUGGCGAGCUCUUCCGCGGCUUUGGCGUCACACUGGCCCACAUCUUCAAGGAGCCGGCCACCAUCAACUAUCCGUUCGAGAAGGGGCCGCUGAGUCCUCGCUUCCGUGGCGAGCACGCCCUGCGUCGCUAUCCCAGCGGCGAGGAGCGUUGCAUCGCCUGCAAGCUGUGCGAGGCCAUCUGCCCCGCCCAGGCCAUUACCAUUGAGGCCGAGGAGCGUGCGGAUGGCAGCAGACGUACAACGCGCUACGACAUCGACAUGACCAAGUGCAUCUACUGUGGCUUCUGUCAGGAGGCAUGCCCAGUGGAUGCCAUUGUCGAGGGACCCAAUUUCGAAUUCUCCACAGAGACGCACGAGGAGCUGCUGUACAACAAGGAGAAGCUGCUCUGCAACGGCGACAAAUGGGAGUCUGAGAUUGCGUCCAAUCUGCAGGCGGAUCAUCUCUAUCGUUAAUGUUGGCUGUACAUAUUAGAAUCCUUUGUUUAGAACGAUUUUCCAAUUAAAAUAUCGUUGCCGUGGCUGCGUCUCAAUA
Molecule: messenger RNA, 825 nt
Organism: Drosophila obscura
Lineage: Eukaryota; Metazoa; Arthropoda; Insecta; Diptera; Drosophilidae
Gene: ND-23
Product: NADH dehydrogenase (ubiquinone) 23 kDa subunit
Exons: 3
Coding region: 93-746 (217 amino acids)
Biological process (GO): mitochondrial respiratory chain complex I assembly; mitochondrial electron transport, NADH to ubiquinone
Cellular component (GO): membrane
Molecular function (GO): 4 iron, 4 sulfur cluster binding; NADH dehydrogenase activity
Source: RefSeq, a predicted model, not a curated record